Molecule: messenger RNA, 2564 nt
Organism: Sphaeramia orbicularis (orbiculate cardinalfish)
Lineage: Eukaryota; Metazoa; Chordata; Actinopteri; Kurtiformes; Apogonidae
Gene: vash1
Product: vasohibin 1
Exons: 8
Coding region: 383-1390 (335 amino acids)
Biological process (GO): regulation of angiogenesis
Cellular component (GO): cytoplasm
Source: RefSeq, a predicted model, not a curated record
GAGUUCAGGGAGUGUCUGAGCGGCUCGUUGGACGAGGAUCGAGCCCGCAGUCACUGAACCCAAGAGCAUCUGCAUGAACAAUGAACCGGUUCACUUGGACGGGAAUCCUCCGGUGAGACGGACAUGGACCGGACGUGUGAGGAGUGUCGGGAAAGUGAGAUUGGAUUGGACCGUAGCGGUGAUUUUCUGGACAUGUUUGGUUUGAAUGACCUCUAACGGUGUAGCUGCAUUGAGGCUUUUCAGUGAGCUGCUGGAUGUCAUGAGUUGGCCAUCUGUUAGAGAAACCUACUUAAACCUGCAAGCAGAUUACCUUUGAAAGGUCCCGGGCAUCAGUCAGGACAUUUCUGUGCCAGGACUCUGCUGGCUUCCUUGUGGAGGAGGGAUGCUGAGGGCCACUGUGGGCUCAUUGGAGGAGAGAGAUGAGGAGCAGGAGGAUGAAGGUGAGGAAGAGUUGAGGGAUGGAGGAGUGCCUUUCUAUGUGAACAGAGGAGGCCUCCCGGUGGAUGAGGAGACUUGGGAGAGGAUGUGGCGCCAUGUGGCUCGGAUUCAUCCCAGUGGAGAAGACUUAGCCAAGAAGAUCCGGGGUGCCACCGACCUGGCUAAGAUUCCAAUACCAAGUGUGCCUACAUACCAGCCUACCACCACUAUCCCGCAGCGUCUGGAAGCCAUACAGAAAUACAUCAGGGAAUUGCAGUACAAUCACACCGGAACACAGUUUUUUGAAAUCAAGAAGGGUCGGCCUCUUACUGCGUUGAUGGACAUCGCUAAAGAGAUGACACGAGAGGCUCUGCCAAUCAAAUGUCUGGAAGCCGUGAUCCUGGGGAUUUACCUCACCAACAACAUGCCAGGUGUGGAACGCUUCCCCCUCAGCUUUAAGUCUCAGUUCUCAGGGAACCACUUCUAUCACAUCGUACUGGGAGUUCACAGCGGGGGACGAUUUGGCGCACUGGGCAUGAGCCGUCGCGAGGACCUCAUGUUCAAGCCCCUGGAAUUUCGAACACUGCUGGACUUGGUGCAGGAAUUCGAAGGAGCCUACAAGAGCUACUGGCACACCCUGAGGAAGGUCAAGAUCGGCCAGUACGUGUCCCAUGAUCCUCACAGCGUGGAGCAGAUUGAAUGGAAACACUCCAUACUAGAUGUGGACAAACUAAGCAAAGAGGAGCUACGAAGGGAGCUGGAAAGACACACUCGAGACAUGAGGCUGAAGAUAGGAAAGCCUGCACCUCCCUCUCCCACCAAAGACAGGAGAAACAGCAUGGGCUCCCCCCUCAGAGGACCAAGCAGCCCCAUACGCAGGAUCAGCCGCGUUGAGAGACGUCCCUCUGCAGAGAAGAAGGUUUUGGAACAGAAAUCAUCUGGUGACAUGAAUGCAUAUCAGAUUCGAGUCUAAAGAAGAACAUCAGUUUUGCCAGUGAAAGCAUCACACCCUAUUUCACAAGACCACUGAUUUACUGUUUCAAGCUUCAGGCUUAUGUUAUUGUGCACAUUGGCUUAUUCACAGAAUGCAACUAUGAAUAGGUCACCAGCAACUUUUUCCUUCCAGAACAAACGUCUCAUUCAGUCUCUCUGUGUCUAUUUUGUUUCAUGCUUUUUUUUUCUAGAGCAGUUACUGUGCAUAGUAAUUGGUGCUGGCAAUGUUCCCAAAUAUAAAACGGGGCUUUAAAGUGCAGUACGUUACAGUAACUGCACAUUUUUGUAAACUCUACACACCAUAAACAUGACUCCUCCCUGAGACUGGGCCAGUCAGUGUAAAUGUGCUACUAGACAUAUCCUAGAUUUCUGUGGUGUAAUUAUGUUUAACAAAAACUUUUAUCUCGCUUGUCUGCAAUCUGUAUCACUGUACUGUAAGUGUGCAAAUAUACGUAAUAUCAUUUUAAUUUCACUGGGCAGCAAUUGCUUAGGUAGUGAGUGAUUAGUUUGCAAACCCCCCGUGCCUUGUAUGAAAAUUCAAAGAGGAGAUAAAGGACCUGCUGGAGUCAGAGAUCAUUGUCACUGCUUCAGUAAACACAGUGUAAUCUCUGCUCUUUUCCGUUUCCCUUUCCGUUAAUUGACAAUAUGGAAUGGAGUGAUUUUAGCUGAUAAAAAACGUCACACAAGUCAAGACAGUUACGAAGAUGUUGAUGGAAAAGCAGCUAAAGGACAAUUAAAUAUGAUCAAGAAAUAAAGGACAAGUCAGAAUCUGUGGACUGUAUCAACAGCUUGAAACUACACACAUUUUCUUUUCUUUGUAGCAACUUUAUCCAAUAUUUUACUUGCCUUAAAAGGUAACCAAGCAACUUCUGACUUAAGUUCAGGCUAAUCUUUAAAGAAAUUUGUUUACAGCACUUUUAUCUGCUUUUUGUAUUUUUUUAUUGUAAAUUCUCUCAUUUUAUACUUCCUUCAGCACUGACCACCUGUAGACCUCUUGAUAUUUACCAAACGCUGUUCUCAAUAUUUUACCACAACCAACAUUUUUAUGUGUACACGUAGUUGUUUGAUUUCAGUGCUCUGUAAUACACUUGUUUUGUAUUGAAAAACUGUUGUUUUAAAGCAUCACAAUAAAGGAUCACUUUCAUUUGACAACA